CCGUCAACUUGCUCCGCGGUCUGCGUCCGAUUUCGUGGUCGCCUGUGCAGCGGCGGCGCGGCGAUGAGGCAGAAACGCAAAGGCGACCUCAGCCCUGCUGAGCUGAUGAUGCUGACCAUCGGAGAUGUUAUUAAACAACUGAUUGAAGCCCAUGAACAGGGGAAAGACAUUGACCUGAAUAAGGUGAAAACCAAGACAGCAGCCAAAUAUGGCCUGUCAGCGCAGCCCCGCCUGGUGGAUAUCAUUGCCGCAGUCCCCCCUCAGUAUCGGAAAGUCUUGGUUCCCAAGUUAAAGGCCAAACCCAUCAGGACUGCCAGUGGAAUUGCUGUUGUAGCUGUGAUGUGCAAACCACACAGGUGUCCACAUAUCAGUUUUACAGGAAAUAUAUGUGUCUAUUGCCCUGGUGGACCUGAUUCUGAUUUUGAAUAUUCAACCCAGUCUUACACUGGAUAUGAGCCAACCUCCAUGCGAGCUAUUCGUGCUAGAUAUGACCCUUAUCUACAGACAAGACACCGGAUAGAACAGUUAAAACAGCUUGGUCACAGCGUGGACAAAGUGGAGUUUAUUGUGAUGGGUGGAACAUUUAUGGCUCUUCCAGAAGAAUACAGAGAUUAUUUUAUCCGGAGUUUACACGAUGCUUUAUCAGGACAUACUUCUAACAACAUUUACGAGGCAGUCAAGUAUUCUGAGAGAAGCCUCACGAAGUGUAUUGGAAUUACUAUUGAGACAAGACCAGAUUAUUGCAUGAAGCGGCACCUAAGUGACAUGCUCACCUAUGGCUGCACGAGGCUGGAGAUUGGGGUGCAGAGUGUCUAUGAAGAUGUGGCCAGAGACACCAACAGGGGCCACACGGUGAAGGCAGUAUGUGAGUCAUUCCACCUGGCCAAAGAUUCUGGGUUCAAAGUUGUGGCUCAUAUGAUGCCUGACCUGCCGAACGUGGGACUCGAACGAGACAUUGAACAGUUCAUAGAGUUCUUCGAGAACCCUGCUUUCCGCCCUGACGGUUUGAAACUCUACCCUACCCUGGUGAUUCGUGGCACUGGGCUGUAUGAGCUUUGGAAAUCAGGAAGAUACAAGAGUUACUCUCCCAGUGACCUGGUCGAGCUGGUGGCUCGGAUUCUCGCCCUUGUGCCUCCCUGGACUCGAGUGUACCGAGUGCAAAGAGACAUCCCGAUGCCCCUGGUGAGCUCAGGCGUGGAGCACGGCAACUUGAGGGAGCUGGCCUUUGCAAGGAUGAAAGACCUCGGGAUACAGUGUCGAGAUGUGAGAACCAGAGAAGUUGGAAUACAAGAAAUUCAUCACAAAGUACGGCCAUAUCAGGUUGAAUUAGUAAGGAGAGACUAUGUUGCAAAUGGUGGCUGGGAAACGUUUUUGUCCUAUGAAGAUCCUGAUCAGGACAUUCUGAUUGGCCUCCUGCGAUUACGGAAGUGUUCAGAGGAGACUUUCCGGUUUGAGUUGGGCGGUGGUGUUUCCAUAGUUCGAGAGCUGCAUGUCUAUGGGAGUGUGGUUCCCGUGAGCAGCCGGGAUCCUACAAAAUUUCAGCAUCAGGGUUUUGGCAUGCUGCUGAUGGAAGAGGCAGAAAGAAUAGCUCGAGAAGAACACGGAUCUGGGAAAAUAGCUGUUAUAUCAGGGGUUGGCACCAGGAAUUACUACAGGAAGAUUGGCUACAGAUUGCAAGGCCCAUACAUGGUGAAGAUGCUCAGGUAACAGCUACCUCUACGCAGCAUCCUCCAUGGCGAAGGACAGACUCUCCAUGUCUGGCAUUGAGCAGAGAGGCCAGACCUACGCUGUCCACCGGCAGGGAGCACGCCUCAUCCCGCAGCUGCAGAGUCUGGAAAACACUUCCACAGUCAGUCCGGGCACCUGCUGAUGGAGCCCGGGACCCCUCUCCUGUGUGCACCCACAGCAUCCCUCCAAUCAUGUAACCCAUUUCUAAAUUCUAUAUGAGAGCUGCAGGUGACUUUUGGGGGCUCAAACAGACAGCAUCCUGAUGCAGGAGUCUCCUGACUGUCUCUGGUGGCAGCCUCAGGCAGAGAAUGACACACUGGGGACACAAAUCAGGUCGAAACCAACAAAGGCAGUCACGCUGCAAUCCCAUCCACAUUCGCCUGCGACUUAAGCACGCGAGCUUUGGUUUUAAUAGACAGCGUUCUGGUUUCUGUGCUGGUGUUUCGGGAGCAUGCAGUGGUGGGAGAAGAGUCAGCUGUGGGUGGUGGCGUGGGACACAGCUGUCCCCAGGCUCCUGUGUAUCACAUGUGGUCACGCCUUCCCACAUGCUCAACCACGGUGCCCAGACUGGGCCAUCCAGCACCCAUCCCAAGCCGGGCACAGCCCAGCGCACCUGGCCACAGCCUGCGUGGCCCUGGUUAAGACUCCCCCACAAAACCAGAGCCUGCGUGUGAAUUGUUGAAGGAGGAUGCUGGUGUGUGUUAAAUGCAGACAGGUAACGCGUGUGUGAAGGCAGAAGUGGGGUAAAUAGGGCCAGAUCUAAAACUAGGAAAAAGCAGUUUUCACAGAGUUCACCCAUAGACCAGCCUCAGCCCUUCCUGCGCGGCCAGCGGAGGCCCAGCUGCCCACCGCGGCCCACCGGCGUCCCGCAGCCCCUCGGUUUGCUCAGCAGAGCUCAUUCCUCUUUGCGGUCUGAAAAUAAAAUCUUUAGC
Molecule: messenger RNA, 2660 nt
Organism: Dipodomys ordii (Ord's kangaroo rat)
Lineage: Eukaryota; Metazoa; Chordata; Mammalia; Rodentia; Heteromyidae
Gene: Elp3
Product: elongator acetyltransferase complex subunit 3
Exons: 15
Coding region: 64-1707 (547 amino acids)
Biological process (GO): tRNA wobble base 5-methoxycarbonylmethyl-2-thiouridinylation
Cellular component (GO): cytoplasm; nucleus; elongator holoenzyme complex
Molecular function (GO): iron-sulfur cluster binding; acyltransferase activity, transferring groups other than amino-acyl groups
Source: RefSeq, a predicted model, not a curated record